CUCCAGGAACUGCCCAGAGUAGGUUACUGGACCUGGAAUCGAGAUCCAUUAAUUAAACUAGGGUUUUGUCCAUUCGGCCGAGGUUCCAUUUGCAGACUUCUCACAGAAUGUAUUGUUGGCCACUAAGUAACAGUGGUCGUUGGAGUUCUUCUGAAAGUAUUUUGGCAUCUCUUUGACAAGCGACAUUUGUUGUCAUGCCUGCAUUUCCGCCAUAUUGAGGGCUUCUAGCGGUUCAGGGAAUGCAAGUUCUGACUGACUGGCUGGGUCUGAACUGAUAGACAGAAAGAGAUCAGACUACUUUGAGUAAGGUGGUGCUGCAGCCGUGCUAGUGACGCAGGAAAACACCCAAAACCGGACAAAUAAACAACCAGGAUCUGGUAUUUCCAACACAGGCCAAGUUUAGUAAAAGACAACAACACAACCGCUUUCGAAGCUGGACUAGCUGGUAAAGAGAAGGAAGUCAUAUCAAAUUCCUGGUAAUGCAAUGGUCUCAGCGGUCUGUCCAGACCUCCAGGUGCUCGUCUCCCACUCUCUCGUGCUCGGGCCCUCCUCCCUCUGCACCCCGGCUGAGGUGGUAGUUAUUUCUCUCCGGCACAGUGCUCGCUAAGAGGCCAAGAUUGCCAAGAUCUGCCUGGUGGCGAGCAUGACAGCCACCACACGUGGCUCUCCAGUGGGGGGCAACGACAGCCAGGCGCCUGAUGCUCAGAGCCAGCCCCCACAGAACCAGACAUCAUCCCCUAAUUCGUCCAAUGAGACCUCUCCAGUAAGCCCAGGGGAGGAGCAGGGUCAGGGAGAUGGCCUUCCUCUGUUGGAGGAGGAGGAACCUGCUUUUCCUCAUGCAGACCUGGCCAAGCUGGACGACAUGAUCAACAGGCCCCGUUGGGUUGUUCCAGUUCUGCCAAAAGGAGAGUUGGAGGUCCUUCUAGAAGCUGCUAUAGAUCUUAGUAAGAAAGGUCUGGAUGUCAGGUGUGAGGCGUGUCAGAGGUUUUUUCGAGACGGCCUCACCAUCUCCUUCACCAAGAUCCUUACAGACGAGGCCGUCAGUGGCUGGAAGUUCGAGAUCCAUAGAUGCAUCAUCAACAACACACACCGGCUAGUGGAGCUGUGUGUGAGCAAGCUCUCUCAGGACUGGUUCCCUCUGCUGGAGCUUCUGGCCAUGGCCGCCAACCCCCACUGCAAGUUCCACAUCUACAACGGAACACGCCCCUCCGAGACCGUCCCCGCUGGGGCCACGCUGGCCCAAGACGAGCUUUUUGCCAGACCCCCGGAUCCUCGCUCACCCAAGGGCUGGUUAGUGGAUUUAAUAAAUAAGUUUGGCAUGUUAAACGGGUUUCAAAUAUUGCACGAUCGCUUCAUAAGUGGCCAAGCACUGAACGUCCAGAUCAUCGCUGCACUUAUAAAGCCUUUCGGCCAGUGUUACGAGUUCCUCACGCUGCACACAGUGAAGAAGUUCUUCCUCCCGGUGAUCGAGAUGGUUCCUCAGUUCCUGGAGAACCUGACGGAUGACGAGCUGAAGAAGGAGGCCAAGAAUGAGGCCAAGAAUGACGCUCUGUCCAUGAUAAUCAAGUCCCUGAAGAACCUGGCCUCAAGGGUUCCUGGGCAGGAGGAAACAGUGAAGAAUUUAGAGAUUUUUAGGUUAAAAAUGAUUCUUAGGUUAUUGCAAAUAUCCUCUUUUAAUGGUAAGAUGAACGCAUUAAACGAGGUCAACAAGGUCAUCUCAAGUGUGUCUUACUACACACAUCGCCAUGGGAACCCAGAAGAGGAAGAGUGGCUCACUGCGGAACGCAUGGCGGAGUGGAUCCAGCAGAACCACAUCCUGACCAUUGUUCUGAGGGACAGCCUGCACCAGCCCCAGUACGUAGAGAAGCUGGAGAAAAUCCUUCGCUUCGUCAUCAAGGAGAAGGCUCUAACCAUGCAGGACCUGGACAACAUUUGGGCUGCACAGGCUGGUAAACAUGAGGCCAUAGUGAAGAACGUCCACGACCUGCUGGCCAAGCUGGCGUGGGAUUUUUCCCCCGAGCAGCUAGAUCAUCUCUUCGACUGCUUCAAGGCCAGUUGGACGAACGCGAGUAAGAAGCAGCGUGAGAAGCUGUUGGAGCUGAUCAGGCGCCUGGCGGAGGACGACAAGGACGGCGUGAUGGCGCACAAGGUGCUCAACCUGCUGUGGAACCUGGCGCACAGUGAUGACGUUCCUGUGGACAUCAUGGACCAGGCCCUCAGCGCUCACAUCAAGAUCCUGGACUACAGCUGCUCGCAGGACAGAGACACGCAAAAGAUCCAGUGGAUCGAUCGCUUUAUUGAAGAGCUGCGAACCAAUGACAAGUGGGUGAUCCCUGCUUUGAAACAGAUCCGAGAGAUCUGCAGCCUGUUUGGAGAAGCUCCUCAGAACCUCAGAAAGAAAAUGCCUAUUAACAUACAAACGAACUUAGUGGGCCAGACCCAGAGGAGUCCUCAUGUGUUCUACCGCCACGACCUGAUCAACCAGCUGCAGCACAACCACGCGCUGGUCACCCUGGUGGCCGAGAGCCUGUCAGCCUACAUGGACACUAUGAGGCUGUUCUCCAAAGCGGAGCAGGCGGAGUUUGACCCUCAGACGGUGAGGCCUGGAAGUCGCUACAGCCACGUACAGGAAGUGCAGGAGAGACUCAACUUCCUGAGGUUUCUGUUGAAGGACGGCCAGCUGUGGCUGUGCGCCCCGCAGGCCAAGCAGAUCUGGAAGUGUCUGGCUGAGAACGCUGUGUUCCUCUGUGACCGAGAGGCCUGCUUUAAAUGGUACUCUAAGCUGAUGGGGGAUGAACCUGAUCUGGACCCGGACAUCAACAAGGACUUCUUUGAGAACAACGUUCUGCAGCUGGAUCCGUCUCUGCUGACGGAGAAUGGUAUGAAGUGCUUCGAGAGGUUCUUCAAGGCCGUCAACUGCCGCGAGGGCAAACUGGUGGCCAAGCGCAGGGCCUACAUGAUGGAUGACCUGGAGCUCAUCGGCCUGGACUACCUCUGGAGGGUGGUCAUCCAGGGAAGUGAUGACAUCGCCAGCCGAGCCAUAGACCUGCUGAAGGAGAUCUACACCAACCUGGGACCCAAACUACAAGUCAACCAGGUCGAGAUCCACGAGGAUUUCAUCCAGUCCUGUUUUGACCGUCUGAAGGCGUCGUACGACACACUGUGUGUGCUAGACGGGGACAAGGACAGCGUCAACAUUGCCCGCCAGGAGGCCGUCCGCAUGGUCCGAGUGCUCACCGUGUUGAAGGAGUACAUCAACGAGUGUGACAGCGACUACCACGAGGAGAGGACCAUACUGCCCAUGUCCAGGGCGUUCCGUGGGAAGCACAUCACGUUGAUCGUGCGGUUCCCCAACCAGGGCCGUCAGGUAGACGACUUGGACAUCUGGUCUCACACCAACGACACCAUCGGCUCCGUGCGCAGAGGCAUCCUCACCAGGAUCAAGGCCAACGCCACUCACACCAAGAUAGAACUGUUCAUUGGUGGAGAGGUGGUGGACCCAGCUGACGACAGGAAGCUGAUUGGGCAGCUCAGUCUCAAAGAUAAAACGUUGAUUACAGCCAAGCUCACCCAGGUGAGUGCCAACAUGCCCUCCAGUCCUGACAGCUCCUCAGACUCCUCCACCGGCUCACCUGGAAACCACGGCAACCACUUCAGCGAUGGACCUAACCCGGAAGUUGAGAGCUGCCUUCCUGGAGUGAUCAUGUCUCUGCACCUGCGCUACGUGUCCUUCCUGUGGCAGGUGGCCGACCUGGGCUGCAGCCUCGCCAUGCCCCUGCUCCGAGAUGGAGCCAGGCUGCUCAUGAAGCUCAUGCCUCCAGAUAACACCACGGUGGGCAGCUUGCGUGCGGGGUGUCUGGACCAUGCCAAGCUGGGGGAGAACAGCCUCAGUCCCAGUCUGGACUCCCGCUUCUUUGGGCCCUCUCCUUCACAAGUGCUUUACCUCAUCGAGGUGGUGUACGCUCUGCUCAUGCCUGCCAGCGGCACCUUGGGCGAGGAAGCCUGUGACUUCCAGUUCAACUUCCUGAAGAGCGGAGGUCUCCCGCUCGUACUGAGCAUGCUCACCAGGAACAACUUCCUGACGAGCGCCGACAUGGAGACGCGGCGGGGGGCGUACCUCAACGCUCUGAAGAUCGCCAAGCUGCUGCUGACCGCCGUGGGCUUCGGACACGUCAGGGCCGUGGCGGAGGCCUGCCAGCCCAACGCUGAGGGCAGCAUCCCUGUCUCACCGAUCAACCAGGUCACACACGACCAGGCCCUGGUGCUGCAGACCGCCCUGCAGCACAUUCCCAACCCCGCCUCCGAGUGCAUGCUGCGCAACGUGGCCAUACGGCUGGCCCAGCAGAUCUCUGAUGAGAACUUCUUCCAGGCUUCUAAGUACAUCCCAGACAUCUGUGUGAUCCGGGCCGUGCAGAAGAUCAUAUGGGCUUCAGGCUGUGGCACAGUGCAGCUGGUCUUCAGCUCCAACGAAGAGAUUAGCAAGAUCUAUGAGAAGACCAACACGGGGCAGGAGCCAGAUGGGGAGGAUGAGCAGGUGUGCUGUGAGGCCCUGGAGGUCAUGACCCUGUGCUUCGCCCUCCUGCCCACGGCUCUGGACACACUCAGCAAGGAGAAGGCCUGGCAGACCUUCAUUAUAGACCUGCUGCUACAUUGCCACAGCAAGUCUGUCCGGCAGAUGGCCCAAGAGCAGUUCUUCCUCAUGGCCACCAGGUGCUGUAUGGGACACAGACCCCUCCUCUUCUUCAUCACCCUGCUCUUCACUGUCCUGGGGAGCACAGCUAAGGAGCGAGCCAAGCAUGCAGGAGACUACUUCACCCUCCUGAGGCUUCUGCUAAACUAUGCCUACAACAGCAACAUCAACCUGCCCAACGCAGAGGUGCUGCUCAACAACCAGAUCGACUGGCUCAAGAGGAUCAGGGACGAGGUGAAGAGGACAGGUGAGACCGGGGUGGAGGAGACCAUCCUGGAGGGCCACAUCGGCAUCACCAAGGAGCUGCUGGCAUUCCAGACGCCAGAGAAGAAGUUCUACAUCGGCUGUGAAAAGGGAGGCGCCAACCUCAUCAAGGAGCUGAUUGAUGACUUCAUCUUCCCGGCGUCUAAUGUCUACCUGCAGUACAUGAAGAGCGGGGAGUUCCCCCCUGAGCAGGCCAUCCCAGUAUGCAGCAGCCCUGCCUCCAUCAACGCUGGCUUCGAGCUGCUGGUGGCGCUGGCUGUGGGCUGUGUGCGCAACCUUAAACAAAUCACUGACACACUCACUGACAUGUACUACCAAGGCUGCGAGGCUCUGACAGAGUGGGAGUACCUUCCUCCUGUAGGGCCUCGGCCCACCAAAGGCUUUGUGGGGCUGAAAAACGCGGGCGCCACCUGCUACAUGAACUCUGUCAUCCAGCAGCUCUACAUGAUCCCACCCAUCCGCAACGGUAUCCUGGCCGUGGAGGGCACCGGGACCGCCGUGGACGACGACAUGUCAGGAGACGAGAAGCAGGAGAGUGAGACCAAUGUGGAUCCUCGUGAUGAGGUGUUCAGCUACCACCACCAGUUUGAUGACAAGCCGUCCCUCAGCAAGUCUGAAGACAGGAAGGAGUACAACAUCGGGGUGCUGCGCCACUUACAGGUUAUCUUUGGUCAUCUGGCCGCCUCCAGGCUGCAGUACUACGUCCCCAGAGGCUUCUGGAAGCAGUUCAGGUUGUGGGGGGAGCCGGUGAACCUGCGAGAGCAGCAUGAUGCGCUGGAGUUCUUCAACUCGCUAGUGGACAGUCUGGACGAGGCCUUGAAGGCUCUGGGACAUACCUCCAUGCUCAGCAAGGUCCUGGGAGGUUCCUUCGCUGACCAGAAGAUCUGCCAGGGCUGUCCUCACAGGUAUGAGUGUGAGGAGUCGUUCACCACUCUGAAUGUGGACAUCAGGAACCACCAGAACCUUCUAGACUCCAUGGAGCAGUAUGUCAAGGGAGACCUGCUGGAAGGAGCCAACGCUUACCACUGUGAAAAGUGCAAUAAGAAGGUGGACACAGUGAAGCGCCUGCUCAUUAAGAAGCUGCCCCCGGUCCUGGCCAUCCAGCUGAAGCGCUUCGACUACGACUGGGAGAGGGAGUGCGCCAUCAAGUUCAACGACUACUUUGAGUUCCCCCGCGAGCUGGACAUGGAGCCCUAUACGGUAGCAGGGGUGGCCAAGCUGGAGGGAGACCACGUCAAUCCCGAGAGCCAGCUCAUCCAGCCCGAUCCGGAGCCGCCUGGCAGCUCUCAAUACGGCCUGGUGGGGGUGCUGGUGCACUCGGGCCAGGCCAGCGGAGGACACUACUACUCCUACAUCAUCCAGAGGAACGGAGGGGACGGAGAGCGCAACCGCUGGUACAAGUUUGACGACGGCGAUGUCACCGAGUGCAAGAUGGACGACGAGGAGGAGAUGAAGAGCCAGUGCUUCGGUGGCGAGUACAUGGGGGAGGUGUUCGACCACAUGAUGAAGAGGAUGUCCUACCGGAGGCAGAAGCGCUGGUGGAACGCCUACAUCCUGUUCUACGAGAGGAUGGACUCCAUGGACAAGGACAACGAGCUGGUCAAGUACAUUUCCGAGCUGACCCUCUCGUCCUCCAAGCCCCACCAGGUCAAGAUGCCGGGGGUUAUCGAGUGCAGCGUGCGCAAGCAGAACGUGCAGUUUAUGCACAACCGUAUGCAAUACAGCCUGGAAUACUUCCAGUUCAUUAAGAAACUUCUGACCUGUAACAGUGUCUAUUUGAACCCCCCUCCUGGCCAAGACCACCUGCUUCCAGAGGCUGAGGAGAUGGCUAUGAUUAGCGCCCAGCUAGCCGCCCGCUUCCUCUUCAGCACUGGCUUCCACACCAAGAAGGUGGUGCGGGGUCCAGCAAGUGACUGGUAUGACGGCCUGUGUGUCCUCCUAAGGCACAGUAAGAGCGUACGCUACUGGUUUGCAAACAACGUCCUGUUUGCCUGCGCUAACCGCUUCUCCGAGUACCUGUUGGAGUGUCCCAGUGCCGAGGUCAGGGGAGCCUUUGCCAAACUCAUCGUCUUCAUCGCACACUUCUCCCUGCAGGACGGACCCUGCCCCCCUCCCAGCACCUCGUCAGGCUCCUCCACCCAGGCGUGUGACAACCUGGGUCUGAGCGACCACCUGCUGAGAGCCGUGCUUAACCUGCUGAGGAGGGAGGUGUCUGAGCACGGGCGCCACCUGCAGCAGUACUUCAACCUGUUCGUCAUGUAUGCCAACCUGGGCCUGGCAGAGAAGAGCCAGCUGUUGAAGUUGAGUGUCCCAGCCACCUUCAUGCUGGUGGCCCUGGAUGAGGGCCCCGGGCCCCCCAUCAAGUACCAGUACGCUGAGCUGGGCAAGCUGUACACCGUGGUGUCCCAGCUGCUGCGCUGCUGCGACGUGUCCACACGCAUGCAGUCCUCCAUCAACGGUAACCCCCCCCUCCCCAACCCGUACGGUGACCCCAGCCUGACCGCCCCGGUCAUGCCCCUGCAGCAGCUGGUGGUAGAGAUCCUGUUUGUGAGGACGAGCUACGUGAAGAAGAUCAUCGAGGACUGCAGCAACUCGGAGGAGACUGUGAAGCUACUGCGCUUCAGCUGCUGGGAGAACCCCCAGUUCUCCUCCACCGUCCUCAGCGAGCUGCUCUGGCAGGUGGCGUACUCCUACACCUAUGAGCUGCGGCCUUACCUGGACCUCCUCCUCCAGAUCCUGCUCAUCGAGGACUCCUGGCAAACACACAGGAUCCACAAUGUUCUGAAGGGUAUCCCUGACGACCGUGACGGGCUGUUUGAUACUAUCCAGCGCUCCAAGAACCACUACCAGAAACGAGCCUACCAGUGCAUCAAGUGCAUGGUGGCCCUCUUCAGUAACUGUUCUGUGGCCUACCAGAUACUACAGAGCAACGGGGACCUGAAGCGUAAGUGGACGUGGGCGGUGGAGUGGCUGGGUGACGAGCUGGAGAGGAGGCCGUACACCGGGAACCCCCAGUACACCUACAACAACUGGUCUCCUCCUGUCCAGAGCAACGAGACCUCCAACGGCUACUUCCUGGAGCGCUCGCACAGCGCACGCAUGACCCUGGCCAAGGCCUGCGAACUCUGCCCCGAGGAGUGUCACCUAACGAAGCACGAUGUGGUGUCUGAAGAGGAGGCGGCGCUGGGGAAAUCCUCCACGCCACCGCAGCUCUUACCAGGGGAAGGAACAGGCCAGCAGCAGCAGCACGCUGUGCCUGAUGGGCAGGACCCCACUGAGGACCCCUCCCUCUACCCUGCAGGAACCACACCAUCACAGCAGCAGAACAACCAUCCUCAUCCCUAUACAGGCCCUGCAGCCCAGCACAUUAACAACCCCCAGCGACCUGCCCCCGCCCAAAAUCCAACAACUGCCCCAACAACUGCCCCUGCCCCAACCCAAACUCCAACAACCGCCCCUGGCCCAACCCAAACUCCAACUACUGCCCCAACAACUGCUCCUGCCCCAACCCAAACUCCAACAACCGCCCCUGGCCCAACCCAAACUCCAACUACUGCCCCAACAACUGCUCCUGCCCCAACCCAAACUCCAACAACUGCUCCUGCCCCAACCCAAACUCCAACAACUGCCCCUGGCCCUACCCAAACUCCAACAACUACCCCCAGACCAACCCAAACUCCAACCACCGGCCCAGGUCCACGAGCACAAGAGAGCUGCAAUGAGGAAGUCCCCCCUACCCCAACCUCCUCCGCCCCUGCACCGGCCCUGCCUAAGGAAUGACACCCCCCACCUCUUGCUGUGCCUCGAGUCUCCAUCAUCCUGUCUCUCUCUCUCUCCUCGCAUCAUCCCUCCCACAGAGCAAGAAGUUCUCUGUGUGACCCGCAGGGCAGGGCCUCACCAGGCACCCCAGCCCCUCUCCAGCCCCCCUGAGAGUCUCUCCCCACCAGCCUGCAGCCAGUCUGGGCAUGUAGGGGGUGCUCUUCCCCGGGGUGGGCUACCUUCCUGCCUUGCAGGACCUGCUGGGCCACAGAGGGGGGGCGAGAGAGGGCGUGUUCAUAAACAUCCAAUUUAUCCAAGCCUGAUUAUUCUGAUGCCCUUGUUGACAUGACAGAAAGUUGUACAUAUUAAAGUUGUUUUGACUGUUCAAAAAUCCCCCAAUAGCCUAACUUAGUUUGCUGUUGGGCGAUCUAGAAGAUCACCAAUGGAUACCAAUGGAUAUCUUAGGAUACAAAAAAUAUCAAAAGAAUGAUUUUUGUUUCCUCACCCAUGGUUGACAGUGCAGUUUGGUCUGCCAUUCUACUGUAGACAUGUCAUCAUUCAUAAUGUUAUUCUUAUUAUUACUGCUCCUUGACAACCUUAUGACCCAUGCCAGAUCUACUUCUGAGCAAGGGUCAGUUCAUGUGUGAGAUGUGGAAUGUUUGGGUGAACUUAAACGGUGUUCAGCUGAUGUGAAAAAGCGACGAUGCAACAUUGUUCUGAAACUGUCAUUGCCUUUCUCUCUUUUUGUUCUGGUAAAUAACUGAAUCAUUUUGAAGCUCUAGUUAAUAUGCCGUAACAUUUAGCAUGGCUUCUCACCUGACGUGUCGCCCAGGGAUGAUUAGUAAGGAGGACAACCACAGAGGGACACACGUUGUAAUUUACUCAAAUCUCCCUCUUGGACAUUGAGGGUGAUCGUUUGAACCAAUGUAAGAAUAAGUGGCUUUUCAAAUGCACAUUUAGUAUAAUCCUACACAUUUGGCAGUCAGUUUUCAUCAGGGUAGACGGCUUUCUUUUCACCCAUGGGAAUUCAGAAAAGGAGUGGGGGGCCACAUGCAUUGAAGUUGCUCCUGGUGUAAUAUAGACUGUGGUUUCUUCUUUUGUAGCCUAGUUGGACACACAUGCCCCAGGGCCUCCAUUUUGCUGUGGAGCUGGCUAGGCUGGGCUUCUCUGCUGUGUCCCUCCUCCUCCAUAGAGAACGGGCACACAGCAGUCUUUACUGUUCUCUCUGCUGGUUUAGUCACAGUGAAACUUUGGCUCAGUAAAGUAUAAUUCUUUAGGAGCUGAUGGUAAACAUCAGUAAAUACUGUAUUUAAUUGGUCACUUGAAUGCGUGUAUUUUUGGGAUUUAUCUAAAAUAUACCAAAUACUCCUGCAAAUGAAAAUAUUCUGCCCACCGUAUUAUAUUUAAAUAUUUUGCUCUUAUUUUAUAGAAUUUAUUUUGUUGUAUUUCACAAAAAGAAUAGAAUUUGAUUUAAGAGGAACAUUUUUGUCCUUGAGUUAUUUUUAAAGAAGGUAUUGACUGUACAGAGUUCUGCCGCCGUGGUGACGGUGAGUUCUGGAGCUCCAGUCACGAUGUGAACUUUCACUUUGUGAGGUUUUUUGUGCACAGAAAUAUAACAAACAAACAAAACAAAAAGCGUUGCGCCCUUAGCAAAUAAAGAAUAUGGAAUCUUG
Molecule: messenger RNA, 10386 nt
Organism: Osmerus eperlanus (European smelt)
Lineage: Eukaryota; Metazoa; Chordata; Actinopteri; Osmeriformes; Osmeridae
Product: probable ubiquitin carboxyl-terminal hydrolase FAF-X
Exons: 48
Coding region: 644-8734 (2696 amino acids)
Biological process (GO): protein deubiquitination; cell migration
Cellular component (GO): cytosol; nucleus
Molecular function (GO): cysteine-type deubiquitinase activity
Source: RefSeq, a predicted model, not a curated record